Molecule: messenger RNA, 2223 nt
Organism: Corticium candelabrum
Lineage: Eukaryota; Metazoa; Porifera; Homoscleromorpha; Homosclerophorida; Plakinidae
Product: fimbrin-like
Exons: 13
Coding region: 72-1913 (613 amino acids)
Biological process (GO): actin filament bundle assembly; actin filament network formation
Cellular component (GO): actin filament bundle; cytoplasm; actin filament
Molecular function (GO): calcium ion binding; actin filament binding
Source: RefSeq, a predicted model, not a curated record
GUCUCUACCUGGUCUCGGGCUAUUCACAGAAGCAGCCGACGUCGAAAAAUCGAUUCGUACGCCCGACAAGAAUGAGCGAGCUGAGCGACGCCGAGAUUGCCGAGAUUCGGCAACAAUUCGAAGACUUUGAUGCCGAUAAGAACGGCCAUAUAACGGUCACCGAGAUCCGCGAAGUGAUGAAGGCGUUGGGCGAAGACCCGCCCGCCUACAAGAUUCGCGACAUGGUGAAAGAGGUCGAUCUCGACGAGAACGGCACGAUCGAAUUCAACGAGUUCCUCAAGAUGUAUGACCAAGUACGCGGUGCCAAGCCUAAGUACAAGCUCGAGGCAGUUGCCGAGAAACAAAAGAAAGUCAUGAAGAUGGGAGGCACAACGGAGGCAUCGGCUGCUGGCACAACUCACUCUUUCACCGAGGAUGAGUCGCUGGCUUUUAUUGAUUGGAUCAACUUCCAGUUAUCCGGAGAUCCAGACUUGAAGGGGCAUUUGCCAAUUGCCGAAGACCAAGACGAUUUGUUCAAGAAACUGCAUGAUGGAAUUGUGUUGUGUAAACUGAUCAACAACUCGGUGAAAGACACGAUCGACGAGAGAGCGAUUAACAAGACAAAGCUCAAUGUGUACACAAUCAAUGAAAAUCAGACGCUUGCGUUGAAUUCUGCGUCUGCCAUUGGUUGUAAUAUUGUCAACAUUGGAGCAGAGGAUUUGUCUCAAGGAAUUCCUCAUCUUUGCUUGGGCAUUUUGUGGCAAGUCAUUAGGAUUGGUCUCUUGGCUAAGAUUAACCUUCAGAACUGUCCUGGCUUGGCACGUCUUCUUGAAGAAGGAGAGGAUAUUGAAGAUUUGUUGCGUCUUUCUCCAGAAGAGAUUCUUCUGCGUUGGUUCAACUAUCACUUAAAGGAGGCCGGUUCAUCAAGAAGAGUGCACAACUUUUCUGGUGACAUCAAGGAUUCCGAGUGCUACACACUUCUCUUGAAUCAAAUAGCUCCUCCUAGCGCUGGAGUGGAUCUUUCACCAAUGAGACACAGUGACCUUGAACAGCGUGCCGAAUCCAUGCUGCAGCAGUCAGACAAGAUUGGAUGCCGUGUAUUUAUCAGACCACGAGACGUUGUGCGAGGCAAUGCAAAACUAAAUUUGGCUUUCGUUGCCAAUCUCUUCAACAACCAUCCCGCAUUGGAGCCUCUGGAAGAUCAGCCAGAGAUUGAAAUUGAAGAGACGAGAGAAGAGAAAACAUACCGCAACUGGAUGAACAGUCUCGGCGUAAAACCAUUCGUCUACAGACUCUACCAAGACCUCAGCGAUGGCGUUGUCCUUCUCCAGCUGUUUGACAAGGUGUUUCCCGGCACUGUUGAUUGGUCGAAAGUGAAUCAACCGCCAUAUAAGAAGAUGGGUGCUAAGAUGAAGAAAAUUGAAAAUUGCAAUUAUGCUAUUGAGAUUGCUAAGGUGUGCAAGCUGUCUGUCGUUGGAAUUUCUGGGGAUGACGUUCACUCGGAGAACAAAACACUGACGCUAGCUGUGGUGUGGCAGAUCAUGCGAGCCUACACACUUCAGAUACUCCAGAAACUUUCCGGGUCAAGCAAACGAAUCGAAGAUGCUCAAAUUGUUGAAUGGGCCAACUCAACACUGUCUGCAGCUGGCAAGUCGACGGCAAUUUCUAGCUUUAAAGAUCCCGCUAUAGCCACUGGUCGUGCCAUCAUUGAUCUGGUGGAUGCCAUUAAGCCUGGAUCAGUUAAAUAUGAUUUAGUUAACCAGGGGCAAACAGAAGAGGACAAGAUGCUAAACGCAAAGUACGCCGUCUCAAUGGCACGAAAAAUUGGCGCCAGAGUGUACGCCCUGCCUGAAGACAUCGUGGAAGUGAAUCAGAAGAUGGUUCUCACAGUGUUCGCCUGUUUGAUGGCACGUGGCCUCGAGACCAAGAAGUAAUAGAUCGGUUAUAAUGCAGCUUAGUUUGUUGAACUCAGGACUCAAUGUACUGUCUUGUGUGUCGUUUUCUAUUGCAUGUGUGUGGGUGGUUUUCUGACUGUCAGAGUGGUUUGUGUUGAUUUUUUCCGAGGACGAUCGGACGGUUGAUGUUUGUUGAGGUUUGUUGUUGUGGGAUUCAUAGAUAUGCUAGACAUGUGUGAGCAGCUAAUCUCGUGGCAAAUUUCGUCUGUAGUGUGUGUCGAGUGAUUGAAACUGUAGGUUACUUUGAUGUUGAUUAAUUAAUUGUAAACGUUUGCUUUUGGUCUGUUCA